GUUUGGCAGGUUACUGUUUUGUCUUUGUUAGUUUUUGGUUUUUGUUGUGAGCUGUGUUCUGCUGUUCCGGAAAUUAUUAUUUUAGUCAUAUUUUGGUAAAUCAAUUUAGCAGCUUCCAAAAUGUCUCUUUAUCCGUCGCUGGAAGAUAUGAAUGUGGAUAAUAUGGUGAGAAGUCAAAUGGCUCAAGUACAUGCUCCUCCACCAUAUAACCCAAUGGCUAUGCAAAGACCAACUACAGGACAGGUCUAUCCAGCACUUGCUGACUACAUGGGGCUGGAACUAUCCCAAGAUGCUAUUGCGCUCAAUAUGCCAGAAUAUCAGAUUCAAACUAUGCAACCAUCAGGCUCAUUAGCGACAUUAGUUGCACCACUUUCAUCACAAUCUGUUAGCUUGGCCAAAGCUACUGUUACACAAGCUAUACGCCAAGUUAUACUGUGCAAAGACCGUGAUGGUAAAUGUGGGUUGAGGCUCCACUCUGUUAACAAUGGAGUGUUUGUUUGUUAUGUGGCUGAUGGCAGCCCGGCAGCUCUUGCGGGGUUGCGCUUUGGGGAUCAAGUACUGGAGAUCAAUAAUGUGUCACUGGCAGGAAUGACAAUGGAUCAGUGCCAUGCAAUAUUGAAGAAGGCACCAACUAAUGGGAUCACUAUGGCUGUUCGUGACAGACCUUUUGAGAGAACUAUCACACUUCACAAAGAUUCCCUUGGCCAUGUGGGUUUCCAAUUCAAGGACGGGAAUGUUGUGGGGUUAGUGAAAGACUCAUCAGCGGCUCGCAAUGGCCUGCUCACGGAUCACCAGAUAUUGGAAAUAAACACAAUAAAUGUUGUGGGCAUGAAAGAUAAGGAAAUUGCUCGUGUUAUUGAAGCAAGCCCGGCCGUUGUAAACAUCACAAUUGUUCCAGUUUAUAUCUACAAGCACAUGAUAAGCAAGAUGUCGACUUCGCUGUUCAAGGCACAAGACCGCACACCCGCCGUUUAAAAGAUGAUUUUUUUCGUAUUUCGAUCACAUUAUUUCACCUACUAAGUACAUCACAAUUUUUUAUUUAUCACCCUUAUAGAUAUAUAGAUUUAUGUAAUAUAUUUAGUAUUUUAAUAGUCAGUAGGGGCUGUGAGAAUAAAUUCUAAACGAAAAUUUUACCUUGUUAGUGUUUGCGAGAUGUUUUUUUUUAAUUUGAUGGCUUGACGAAAUUUGCAUAUGAGAUUAUGAGUGUUGCUUAUGUGUUUGAUCUGACAGAGUUUGUUACACAGCUUUUACCAGAGAUUUAGGUUUAUUAAAAUAUUUAUAGUUAAGAUUUGUAUCUGUUUACAUACGAUGUGCCAAAUUUGGGCAGUGGCUGAAUUCGUAAUUUUCAAUUGACGUGACAUUUCAUAUUUUUUAAAAAAGUAAUUCAUUAAUUUAUUAAAAGUAUUUCUGAUGCUGGCAAUGAUUCAAUUUGUAUGAAUAUAGAAUAUCAAAUAUAAUUCAUAAUUACAUUCCUAUUCAUUUUUAUAUGACAGUUUUAUAAACCUUGUUGUAAUUAAUGUUAAGUUUAACGUACAUAUAUUGAAAAUAAUUAUAAUUUCACAUUUUAAGACAAAUAGAUUUAUAAUGUAGUAAAACUAUGCCAUAUGUAUGAGUAAUUUUUAAUAUGCAAGUUUUUUUCUAAACGCAAAUAAAUGUCCAAA
This is a messenger RNA of Papilio polytes (common Mormon), 1661 nucleotides long. RefSeq names its product syntenin-1-like. The transcript is spliced from 5 exons. The record is from RefSeq and is a predicted model, not a curated record. Gene Ontology annotation, molecular function: protein binding. NCBI's taxonomy places the organism in Eukaryota, Metazoa, Arthropoda, Insecta, Lepidoptera, Papilionidae. Gene Ontology annotation, cellular component: cytoplasm; plasma membrane. Bases 121 to 975 code for a protein of 284 amino acids.